Molecule: messenger RNA, 1041 nt
Organism: Xylaria bambusicola
Lineage: Eukaryota; Fungi; Ascomycota; Sordariomycetes; Xylariales; Xylariaceae
Product: Prefoldin subunit-domain-containing protein
Exons: 4
Coding region: 69-476 (135 amino acids)
Biological process (GO): protein folding
Cellular component (GO): cytoplasm; prefoldin complex
Source: RefSeq, a predicted model, not a curated record
CCUAACAUAUCUCGGGUGCCUCGCAUUCCAAAAUAAAAUCACUUCAUCCAAUCUCACCAUUGCCCAAAAUGAACCGGCGCAUGCUCACAAAAGACGACGAGGCGACCGCCGGUGACGAGGUCCAAGUUCGCCGCGAAGACCAAGAUAAGAUCAACAAGUUCAGUCGCCUCCACCAACGGGAGCUGAACUUCGAGGAAGAGCUCAAAGCAAAGAAUAAAGAGAAAGAAGAGCUUGACGAUGUAACACUAGAGCUUGAGUUAGCCGACGAAGAUGAAUUGGUGCCAUACAAGAUUGGCGAUGCCUUCUUCCACAUACCCUUAUCACAAGCUCAAGAGAUGCUCGCCUCGUCGACAUCGCGGAUAGACGACGAGGUUUCGGAGCUGGAGGACAAGAUAGGGUCCACGAAAGAGGAAAUGCAGCAGCUCAAGGUUGAAUUGUAUGCUCGCUUCGGAAGAAGCAUCAACCUCGAGACCUAGACACGACCAUCGACAUGAACGAACGAAUGGCACACUAGAAAUUUAUAUCGGUGACGACGAUAUCGGCGACUCAAGUCAAAUGGAACAAUUGAGGGAUAGGGCUCAUGUUUUGCAGCCAUAAACACGGGCAAAAUAUGGCAGCAGGAGAUUCCAGCAUCACCAGUGUGUAGUGCCAAAUAUGCUACAUAAUGGCAACUCAGGCUUGGCAUCGGUAUCAGAUGAAUAAGGGGCUGUUGUGGACAUCGAGAACAGGAUACGCCCCAACCAAUGAGUUAAUGGUACCCUGUUCUUACUUGGUUGCCCAACAGAUACAGCGAGGUGUAUUAAGUGGUAAUUGCAUGGAUUACCUAGAUAAUUACCUAGAUAGGUAUGAUCUCAACCAUGUGACGCAGGAUUAUAAAGAUAUAUGCAAAAAAGAUAGAUAAUAUUAAAAGCCCCCAGCCUUUGAACUGUUAUGUAUUGUAUAUUGAUGGAGCUGUCUCGAAGGUGUGACAACAGACGUUGAUAGGUAUUUGCUUCCAUGUUCGAAGUAGCCGCAACCUUUAUAGCAUAAAUCUCAUCCUGC